Acyrthosiphon pisum (pea aphid) is the source of this 847-nucleotide messenger RNA. RefSeq lists its product as uncharacterized. NCBI's taxonomy places the organism in Eukaryota, Metazoa, Arthropoda, Insecta, Hemiptera, Aphididae. The transcript has 3 exons. The coding region runs from base 92 to 406 and encodes 104 amino acids. The record is from RefSeq and is a predicted model, not a curated record.
CGAGAUAAAGAGAAAUUCCCCCGUCGACAAAGCAAUUUUUAACUAUAGAUUAAGCCGGGCUCGCAGAUGUAUUGAGAAUACAUUUGGUAUUAUGGCUGCCAAAUGGCGAAUCUUUCGCCGACCAAUUAUAGCAGGAGAAAAAACAGUAGUUGCUAUAGUACAAGCAACAGUUGUACUACACAAUUAUAUUAAAAAAUAUGAGAAAAACCAAGGCAUUUUUAUGUAUUGUCCUCCACCACAAAAUGACCAUAAUAUUCCUAGAACUUUUGAAAUCAAUGGAGCAUUGGAGCCAAUUGGUCCUGUAGGAUCUAACCAUUAUGGGAUUGAUGCCAAAGAAGUCAGGGAAAAAUUAAAAUUUCAUCUUAUGAAUGAAGGCAAUGUGGAAUUUCAAUAUGAUAGAAUAUAAUAAAAAUAUUAUUAACUGUACCAUAAAUGGAGUUACUUUGAUCAUUAAUUUUCAAUUAUUUUAGUUUUAUACUUAUUGUACUAAUAACCAACUGAAAUAUAUAACAUUUAAUUAUUAAUAAUUAUUCUACAUUAUACCUUUAACUGAUAAUUUCUCAAACCAAAUUUUUUUUUACAUUUUUACAUUAGUUAUAACUAAUAUAGUUAUUGAUCAAACUUACCCACCUUUUGGGGUGACUUUGAUCGCAGCCCUGAAAAUGCGUAUAAACAUGGGUACAGUCAUCAAACUGAUCAUUCUCGCCCCACAAAAAAAUCGGUUUGGUAGUUUUUGAGUUAUUGAGUUUCUAAGUUUUGGGGUGACUUUGAUCAGGUAUCAAAAAAGUACUAUGAAAUACCUAUGCAUUAUUAUAAACAAAUUGUAUUGUUUAUGUUAUAAAAAUUU